CCUGGUUGUAACAGGCAAUCCACGGAGCUUACAAAAACGCUUUAAAUCAUCAACUUUCCAGCGGUUGAAAUGGUCCAAAACGUAGCACUCCUCGCUACUUUCACUGCUUAGGUGGUGUAUUGGUGAGUUAACAAUACCGUUCUUGUUUUAACUAACUUUUACUUUUUAUUAUGAGCCGCCCAAUUUUCACAUUCAGUCAGCACAUAAAUGCUGGAUUUAAAUGCCACAGCAGAACUCUUAUUAUCUCUGUGCGCUGGCGGUUUGUGGGCCGGUUGGAUAUGAAACUCCCAGGCUGAAAAAUGUUCCCAGCACGCCCCUGUUUACACAUGUUCAAGCUGCGUCACAAUUCAUUUAGGUUUGCUGAGUUUCAUCAUGACAUUAAAUUAUUUUCACGAUGACACGUCUUGGUACAGUUCAGGCUAUAUGAUUGGUUGAUUUCACUGUCCGUCCAUAACUGGGAGCGCCAAGCGCAUUUUGUUGUUGUUGUUUGUUUGUUUUGUUUUUUUUCUCUUUCCUUUUUUGUGGCAACCAAUCACAGCUCUUAGAAUACUCACAAAGACAGGAGUUUGUGUCUGGUGGUUGCUCUCAGACACCUGCUGGAUCACUCUGAGGGUGACAUUCCUUGAUAGAGUCUUUAGACGGACUUGGCAGCUCUGGUUAUGGGUCCUGGUUUUUCCACCUCAGCCUGAGGAGCAGCUCAAUAAAGGAGUCAUGUUUUAUAAAGGUCACAGCAAGGUCAAUGUCAGGCUUUUCUGAGAACUGGACAUGGAGAAUGUAGGCAUCCACUUUGAAGACGAUCUGAUCAUCCAAGAGAUUUUAUUACGUUGUGACAAAUGGGCACUAGGAAGGCAGCGAGUGUCAUCCUCCAUUACGGCGGCUUGUAUUUCGUGAUGGCGGAUUAGUCAAAUGUGUUUUCUCUCCAGAACAACAACCAACAUGGCAAAGGUCUUCUGUCCUCACUGUGGCAACAAGACACUGAAGAAGCUGGCGGUGACUAUCAGCGAGGACUGCAGCAUGCAGAUGCAUUUCUCCAGGAACCCCAAAGUGCUGAACCCCAGAGGCCUGAGGUACUCCUUACCGCUGCCUCAGUGGGGCAAACAUGCCAACAACCCCCACCUGGUGGAAGACCAGUGUUUCCCCCAGCAGAGGUUGUCCAGGAAAGCUCGCCAGAAAACAGACGUCUUUAAUCCCGACUACCUAGCGGGAGCUUCACCGUUCUGUGAGAACGACAUCUACAGCUGCGCCGCCAACCUGCAGAGCCGGGACAGCCAGUGUGGCGGCGGCAGGCAGCAAGCCAACCCCAACUCUGCCCGCAAGAAGUUUGUGAUAGAGAAGUGACUCCGUUUAAAGGUGUUAAUGACUUGAGCGCCGCGCAUCGUCCUACAACCAGAAAACUAAAGGCCUGCUGCUGUCACACAGCUGUUGAAAGCACUCGCCUGAGCAGAAAUGUCAUUUAUUUUAAAUAUAUCAAAAAGUCCUGAAUAUAACUCUCUGUGCCACACGAGUCUUUCCUCCAAAACUCUAGAUUAAACAUGAAUAAUAAAGUAUUUGCUACAUAUUGUCCACGGGGACUGUAGUGUUUCAAAAAGUAUUAUGUGCACGGCGGGUUAGUUUUCAGAAACUGCAGCCGGUGGGGUCAGGGUUAGCGGGGUCGGGAUCCUCCUCAGAACACAAAAUGACAUAAGUAUUUAUUGGAGGUUAGAUUGUCUACGUAAACAAACACACCGUUGGUAAUGUAGACAUGUUAAUAAGUGACGCAUGUAUUUAAAAUAUGAAAGUCAUCAGAGGGCUGAUACACAAUCUUAAUGUAAAAUAUAUUAAUUAAUACACAUCUGUAAUGGUGUCCUUAUGAAGUCAUUCAUACCAGUCAAUCACAGAUAUUUUGCUGAUUAAGAAGUGCUUCAGAUCAUCCAGGCUUGUUGAGAUGUACAAAAAGAAAAAAUACGUUUUUAAACUUUGGUCAAGCUGCCACGAGAGGGAUCCUGUUGUGUUUUCAGCAUAUCAGCUGAUCCUUCAAAUUAAGUUCUCGGUGCAGGACGACUUUAGGGUGAAUAAGAAGUCUGUGGGUCACAGAGCUUUCUCUUAUCAUGCCCCUGUUCUGUGGAAUGAUCUCCCUGCAUCAAUCAGUCAGUCAGAUUCUGUAGAGACUUUCAAGUCCAGACUUAAGACGCACUUAUUUUCCCUUUCCCUUAGAUUAUAUUUUCCUUCUCUCUCUGUGAAAAAUUCUUGAAUUCUAAAGGGUAGUUGCUUAUUUUUCACUUUAUACAUCAACUGAAUAGUCUUAAACACAAUCAUAUCGAGGAGUUUUAAUAUUUUAGAUUUAAUGAACAGAUGGUUGGUGUGAUCUCGAUAACCUGCAUUGUGAAUUGUUCUUAAUGCUCUUUUUUGGAGAAUGAAUAAUGGUUUCAAUGUAGUUUUAUAAUUGUUCCUCCAAACUUCAGCACAGUAAGUCAGGUAGGGUGCAACCAAUGCCAUAUGCAGUGUUUUGCAAUAAAGAACAUGCUUUGCUUUAUUUAACACUGCAAUACUUUUUGAAUAUGUUGAAUAUGAGCUUUCCAAUUAAUUCUUUCAUUAAUAAUGACACCUGACAACUUAUUCUCUUUGACCCGUUCUAUCUUUACCCCAUGUAUAUUUAACUGAAUUUGUAUGUCUUUUUUAUAAUUUCCAAAUAACAUUAUUUUAGAUUUAGACAAAUUUAGUGAUAACUUAUUAAUAUCAAACCAUUAAUCAUUUCAAUGUCUAAAUCAGAUAAUUGUUGCAAAUUUUCUCCUGAAUAAAACAGGUUUGUAUCAUCUGAAAAGAGAACUGCUUUAAAAAGAUCUGAAACUUUGCAUAAAUCAUUGAUGUACAAAAUAAAUCGUUUUGGUCCCAACACAGAACCCUGGGGAAGCUCACAAACAAUGUCCAGAUAUGAAGAACAGUAGUCCCAAAAUUUAACAAACUACUUGCCGGUUUUGUAAGUAACUUUUAAUCCCAGAGCCAUCCCUCUGAUCCUGUACAGUUCCAUCUUCUGAAAUAUGUUGUGAUCUAUUGUAUCAAAAGCCUUUCUUAGGUCAUUGAAUAAACCUGCUACCCUUUGAUC
This is a messenger RNA of Thalassophryne amazonica, 3082 nucleotides long. RefSeq names its product RNA-binding protein NOB1-like. NCBI's taxonomy places the organism in Eukaryota, Metazoa, Chordata, Actinopteri, Batrachoidiformes, Batrachoididae. Gene Ontology annotation, cellular component: preribosome, small subunit precursor. The transcript has 2 exons. The record is from RefSeq and is a predicted model, not a curated record. Gene Ontology annotation, biological process: maturation of SSU-rRNA. Gene Ontology annotation, molecular function: RNA endonuclease activity. Bases 907 to 1338 code for a protein of 143 amino acids.